AUGGAUGUGUUGUUAAAGGAUAUAAGGAGUGCUUUGGGGCGGGGAGAAGGUAUAAAGACCAUGCUUUUGGAUGAGUUUACUAAAAAGGCACUCUCGCCGCUUAUUUCACAUAGUGAGUUACUCUCCUAUGACUUCUUUCUCUUUGAAAUGAUUGCGCGGGAGCGGCCGGCUAUUGCGGUAAGUUGUGUGACAGUUAUUGCUAAAGCGAGCUUGCCUUUGCUGCUCAAAGAGUUGGCGGCGCCUAAGUAUCGUGAAUACUUCUUGUUUGUGACUAACGAAAUGUCUAAUGAAGAAAUCUCGCAAGUAGCUGAUAAAGAUAUUCAUGGAGUUGUGCGUGAGUUUCAGGAGUUGUAUAUUGGUGGAGUGCCGAUGGAUACUGGCUUGGUGUUGCUUAGUGAGGAUACGGGCUUGCGUUGUGCACAGCAACUAGUUUGUGCCUUGAAGGGGUUUGGCUUGGUGCCGAGUGUUCGCUUUCAGUUUGGCUCGGAAGUAAGCUAUCAAACAGCUGAAGUAGUGGCGAGUGCUUUUGCGGACCAAAAGUCCUGUAAUGCGGAUUUAUUAGUGGUUGAGAGGGCUUUUGAUCUGUUUACUCCUCUGAUGUAUACUUGGUCGUACCAGAGUAUGGCGGGCGAGUACUUGGACUAUCGGCCGGGCAUUCUGCACUGGGGUGAGAACUCUUUGUGUUUGACCAGUGACGACCUUUUCUUUGAGAAGACUAAAUUCAUGGAUAUCUUAUCUGCGACCACUUUCUUGCGCGACUCGCUUAAAACGGUCAAGGAGUCUCGAGAUACCAUUGGCGAGUAUGUCGCUACUAUUCGUCAGAAGGCUAAAGAUAGUGAACGGCUAAUUAUGCACCUGAAGGCGCUAAGUGAAAUAUCGAAAGCUUGUCUGGCGAAUGACUUGGCCGCUGAGGCUCUGGCUGAAACCAUCUUGGGCGUGGAUUCUGAAGAAGUCUCGGCGACAAACAACUACUCUGAAGAACAGAAGAUAAAACUGGCCCUCAUUUCUUACUUGAGUGAAACUAUUCCUGGCAAACACAAACUUCCUAAUAUCUUCCGUAGUGACAAAAAGCCUGAUCAAAACCGCCAAAGUAUGUACCGAGCUGAGAUAGAACAAUUCAAAAAACAGUUUGUGAACUCCAAAGUUGAUUUGCGACGGCCAACCUAUGAGAAGAACACAAAUCGAAAACUAGGAUACAUUCCAGUUAUCUGUGCCCUGGCCAGUAAACUCAAAGCUGGUACUUUGAGCAACAGUGCAUAUCCUUCGCUGAAGUCUAGCACGGACAAGAAAAAGGCCUUGGUUGUGUUUAUAUCGGGCGGAGCUACCUUCCUUGAGCAUCGAUCACUCCAGCUGUGGUUUGCCCAGAAGUAUCCCGAUCAGAUUUGCAUUAUUAUUAGCGAUCGGAUUAUCCGGUCUUCUGAUAUUCUUUCGUCUAUUAUCCAUCCAAAGAAGGACUCCGACUAA
This is a messenger RNA of Nematocida homosporus, 1464 nucleotides long. RefSeq names its product vacuolar protein sorting-associated protein 45. Gene Ontology annotation, biological process: vesicle-mediated transport; intracellular protein transport. NCBI's taxonomy places the organism in Eukaryota, Fungi, Microsporidia. Bases 1 to 1464 code for a protein of 487 amino acids. The transcript has a single exon. The record is from RefSeq and is a predicted model, not a curated record.